AUGUACAUUGAGGCCCUGGAGAUCCUCGGCGCCGCGCCCGGGCAGGACCUGGAGCCCGCGGAGCUGCGGCGCGCCUUCCGCGCCCGCGCCGCGGCGGCGCACCCCGACGGCGGCGGCAGUGCCGAGGCCUUCCAGAGGCUGCGGCGGGCGUACGCGCUGCUGCGCCGCGGCGGCGCCUCCCCCGCGGAGCGCGCGGGCGCGGCGGCCGCGGCCGCCGCGGCCGCCAGGAGGCUGGAGCGGCAGUGGGAGCGCUGGGAGCAGGAGGUCGAGAGCUUCGGGCAGCUCGCGGGCGAGGGGGACGUGCUGUACUGGCGGCCCGAGCGCGCCGAGCCCUGGCGCCUCGCCGUGGUGCUCGCGGUGCAGGUCGUGCACGAGCCGGCCAGCGGGCCGCACGGCUGGAUCUACCUGCAGCCGCUGGUGGAGGACGAGGGGGAGCCGGGCGUCUUCUUCGCGGACGAGUGGGCAGACAUGGAGCAGGUCGAGCCCCUGAGCCCCGACGGCGUGCACUGGUGCCCCGCCGAGGUCGCGGGGCGCCCGGGCGAGGGCCGGUGGCGCCUCGGCCCGCGGCCCGCGCACCUGCCGCCGUGCGCCGCGCGGGAGGAGCACCACCACUGA
This is a messenger RNA of Prorocentrum cordatum, 615 nucleotides long. NCBI's taxonomy places the organism in Eukaryota, Dinophyceae, Prorocentrales, Prorocentraceae. The record is from the annotation of a GenBank genome assembly.